AUUUGCUAGAGUUUCCCCCAAGUUCAAGUUACCCCGGUUCUACGGUCCGCUAUCAUCGAUGACAGAGCAUCUAUGAUGUCAUCGUUUCUUGUUUCCUCACCUCUUACCGUCACAGUCUGACACGACGUCGACCGACGUCGUCGUUGACAAUGACGAAGCCCACCCUUGUUCAGUCCCUUCUUGGCCGGCCGUCGCAAACGUAUUCGUUUCCUCAAGACAAGCACUACUACUCGAGCAAAGCAAAGCUGCUUCGUCUUGCCGAAGGCGAUGGAGGCCGAGACAGGUAUAUCAAGGUACCUCAUGAUGAAGAAAAGCGGAAAAGGAAACGUAGUGCUGGCCACUCGCAGUCGAUGAAUUUGAUGAGAACAGAAGUCACACAUAAAUCUAAUAACGAUAACAACGCAAAUCUUGACGUAUCAUCUUUACCAACUGCUACUUCACAGCAGCCGCCAUCAGUCGUUGUGCUUAACGAUACGACCAGCGACGAAGACGACGACGACGAGCACGACAUCUUCUACACACCCAAUUCCUCGCCUAACCCUUCCAUGGCCUCAACAAUUGUUGCUCCUGUUGUGCCGUUCCCUGCAAAUGCCAAGGUGAGCCGUCCGGUGAAAACCGAAAUUGCGAUUGCUGUUCCGUCAACGAGAACACCAGCAUCGCGAUCAACGACAUCCCUGUCGUCAACUGUGGCAACGUCACUUGACGGACACUCCCUCUUUUCUGCCGAGUCAAGUCCGGUGUCCGAAUGCACACGUCUUACGACACCACUCAACUCUGAUUCUGGACACGAACCGCCGCGCAGGCUGGUGCGCUCUAAUUCCCCCCACACGAAACGCUCUUAUACUUACACCGAUGAAGACUGGGCAAAGGACGUGCGUUGGCUGGUCAUGCCGGAAGGAGAAUCAUCCAGGUCGACCAAGACUCCAUUACCUCGAACGAAGCCCAAAGUUUUCGAAAUAUCCCGCUCAGAACACUCCACUCCUUCACCUCGCAAUCAUUCUAUCUCCCAUGUAGCAAAAGUCACGCCCAGUAUCAUGAUGAGCAUGACCGCCCUUUUAGAGGAAGACGAGGAUCGAGACGGCCGAUUAUCUAGACUGGUACAUAUGAACGAAAAUCCUCGGAGCAGUGUCCUUAUUUCCCAUCCAAGGACAGAACGCGAAGGCUCUUCAAGCCGUCACAGAACGCGGCAGUCGGAAUCCACUCCAUAUCGAGAAUCUCCCCUGCGGACAAGUCAUCAACGCCACUCAUCACUGGACAACCAGCUGAAGCCAGCAACUAGAUCUUCUCCCCUCCCUGAAUCCAUCUUUACUUCGCGUAUGCCGUCUAUGCCAUCCCAAGGAACCCCGGGAUUUACGUCGCUUACUCUUCCUCGUGCACCUCCACCACCGUUCGCCAGCGGAAGUGGAAGUGGAAACAGGGCUUCGAUGUUCGGUGUCAUCGGAGCAGGCGAUGGUAAGGUUGAUUUGACAAAAAGCGGCAUAGCACAGACGACUAUGGCUAGCAUUGAGGUUGUCCGCGGUCUAAGCGGAUCCAGAGGAUUCGGAGGUAUACUGGGGCGAAAAGAGUCCAUCGCUUCCCGGGGGAGAGGAAAGCAGAGAUCGACGGAUGCUGUGUUAGGAUUCACAAGUUAUCGGGCUCCACCAACGUACGUACCUAGCGGCAGUGUGUUGGUGCAAGUCUGGAGCGUGGGCAUCGAUGCAAUCGAUGCCCGGCUAGUAGGAAGCGAAGAUACCAUCAAGGCGUCGAAGAGCAGCUCCAGCAUGAGUAGGAGUGGUAGCAUGACCGGACGAGAUCGGCCAAGCUUGAUGAGAACUGUUAGUUUGCGAACUAGACUCGCAAGGACGCCCAGUCAUCAGCGAGGACGGAGUGAGGCUGGUGUUGAUGACCGCUCGAGAGGUUCUGAGUCGUCGGUAGAGGUAGGCUUUGUCCCUGGGCGCAGUUUCGUAGGCCGUGUCCUGGAAUGUGGCUGGGAGGUGAGGGAGGAAGUAGCGAGGAAGGGUGAUUGGGUGAUUGGCCUUUUGGAUGUGAGAAAGUGUGGCGCCUUGCAAGAAUUCGUUGUUGUCGAUCGUCAUCGGAUUUACAAAGUCCCUCACCCGCGCAUGAGGCCCUCAUCCUCAUCGGGUGACGACGAUCGCGAUGACCUCUCUUGCCCACCCUUCGCGCGACCAUAUUCUGAUUCCAGAGACUCGUUUUCGUCACGUUCCGUAGUGUCAGGCCAAUCACUUGCCGAAUCCGUUUCCCACGAGAGCAGCUAUCUAUCGCCUAGCGAGCUUGCUUUGUUACCUUUAUGCGGUGUAGCGGCUUAUCGCGCAGUGCGCACAUUUGUAGCGGUUUUUUCGUCAGCGACAUUAACACCAUCGGCAACUGCCCAAGGUCCGCUAGAGGGACUAGAUUUGACUCCACGAUCUCCGAGCAACCAUGGAAAUAGCGCUAGAAGGCGAGCACUGGUGCUUCGGGGACAUGACGGCAUUGGUGCGAUGGCAGUACAGAUGUUGGUAAGAAGAGGAUGGCGCAUCUCUGUACAUGCUUCCAUGCCUUCGUUUUCCGAUCCCGAAGAAGAGGUCGAGUAUAUGAAGCAAGUGGAGAAUCGAGUGAGAUCCUGGGGAGGUGAAGAAGUCGUAUUUGAUGAUGGUGAUAUUGGAUCGCUGGGCGAGGAAGGCAGAAGAGGCGCUGUGGUGCGGGUCAUUGAAAGACUUGUAGUUGAUGGCGACGCAUUUGAUGCCGUGCUUGACACUGUAGGCGGCAAGGCGAUUUGGGAGAUGUCUGAACGGCUUCUCAGUGGCGUUGGUACCGUGCAGAACAGCCCUGCGAAGAAGGGGCCAUUUGGUAGCUUGAGAAAACGUACCCCGCGCAGCAAGGGACAGUUCACGACUCUUGUAGGUGAUGUGCCAGAGCGGACGAUACCAAGUGCUGGGGAUCAUUUUAAAGCUGGGAUUCGGUCUUUAAAGAACAGCCACAAGGACGAGGGGAGGAACAAUGGAAAGGUUGGAUAUGCAUGGGUAAGUGUUGCACAGGACAUUGACUGGGAUGGAGAUGACGUUCGGGAAAGCAUUGGUUCUGUUCUGCGCUUAGCACUGAAGGAAGGGAUUCGGCCUAGAGUAGGUGGGGAUGAGAGAAUUGUCUCGUUUGAAAAGACGCCAUCGGUAUUUGUCGAAGGUGGCCCCCUGGAAGACGGCGGCACGAUUGUGGUAAAAGUGGUGGACUGAUGUGAAGAUUCCUGAUUUUCUCGGAUUCCGUUCUUUGUUUUUCUAAGGACGCAUAGUUAUCUUAUUCGGCUCAUAUUUACGGACAUGUAAUACAUUCGACCUCUACCUAUAAAUAAUAAUACAUAACAUUAGUGGUUGUAACACUGGAUACG
Guyanagaster necrorhizus is the source of this 3358-nucleotide messenger RNA. RefSeq lists its product as uncharacterized. Lineage: Eukaryota; Fungi; Basidiomycota; Agaricomycetes; Agaricales; Physalacriaceae. The coding region runs from base 150 to 3206 and encodes 1018 amino acids. The transcript is spliced from 3 exons. The record is from RefSeq and is a predicted model, not a curated record. Gene Ontology annotation, cellular component: mitochondrion.